AUGGAAAGUGAGCAGUCGCAAAGUGAAAUACAAAGCAGCGAAAAAUUUGAUGUUGUCAAUGAAAAGCAACACCUAAUUAGAAGUCACUGUGUUGCUACUUGGAUGGAAUCGUGCAAGCCGAUUAGAGACGCUGCCUUAAAGUCGUCAAACAAGGCUGCUGCGAGAAUGAUAGCAAGACGUCUAAAAGCAAGAACACCAACAGAAUAUCACUUGAAUGACGAGGUUCUUGUACGUUUUCCAGACAUUCGUCCAGGCCGUCGGCGAAAACAAAAAUAUCACAGGUUGAUAACUUGUCUACAAGGCAAAGUGACUGCCGCUGACCCAGAAAACUACAAGUAUCGUGUUGAAUUUACGACUGCAGAUAAACGAAAUAACAACCGGUGGUUCACUGUAACAGAUAUAACAUCUCCUUCGAUGCAGUUAGAAACACUACGACACAGGAGAACCGGCUGUGAUAGUCAAGACAUUUUGGAAAGCGAACAUGAUAAUCUUGGCAGCAUUACACAAGAUGACAGCCAAGAGUUCUUGCCCGAAACUGCACUAGAAAAUGCUAAAGAAAACCAAGCACGCUAUCAUUUUCAAGUUAGAGCAGAGGCUGUACGUUUCAUUCAAGAAAAUGAAGGCCUUUUUAAGGACGCUGUUCUUUCUGUGCAAGACAGCACCUACAACGCCAAAAACCAAAUAGAAGAUCAAGAUGCAACAGCAAAUGACACAACUGAUUUUAUGAAAUAUGUCGAAAGAAUGUCCACAAUUGGUGAAUGGGGAGAUGCAUUAUGUAUUGAGGCACUAGCAAUGGUUCAUAAGCUACAGUUGUCUUUGUUCGUUUCGCCUGCAUGCUACAGAGUAGAGUUUAAUGCUGACGAUGCUUCGACGAAACGUCAUAUUGCAUUGGCAAACUUAAACAACAGACAUUUUCGAGCUGUUCUUCCAGACAGUGUCUGUGACAGCCACUACAAGCCGCACUUCCCGGUACCAUCUGUUGCACUGAAUUCUGUGAAUGAAGCCAGUGUUUCCAACCUAACAAUCCACGAGUACUGUUCUCUGUUGGGAAGAAAAGGUAAUAAGUUUAAUGACUCCCGAAAUGCUAACUACACGGAUGUAAACGAUAGUGCAUUGUCUCUGUUCGAACUACGGUUGUUGCACAGUCCAGAUUCUCAAGUACCUUUGUCAUUUACAGCUAUAAAAGAAAAUCCUGCUGCUGUUCGUGAAAUAGCUAACGUAUAUCGGAAGGAUACAAAAUUCGACUACAAGAGCAACACUAGUACUGGACGAGAUUGCCAUCAUCAAGCAUGGAAAUAUGAUCAUCGAUACAGAGCAUAUGACUAUCAGGACAGCAGAAGUGACCUAUUUGUUGUUUCGCCAGCAAUAGAAGCACAGGUUAGUGAGUAUAUCAAGGCAUCUAGUGGCGAUAGUCAUGAAACAAUGGCAAAGAUUGGAAAAGAGAUACUAACGAAGGGUGACUUGGAUGCCCUCAGAAAACCUGGUCCUUUGAGCGACACUGUAAUAAAUUACAUCCACAAGGAUUUUCAAGACUAUGUUAAUGACAUGAGACCAAGACGAAUCCUAAGCCUUUCUAGCUUUGUACUCCCUAUAUUUCGAAAGCGCGGAAUAGCUGCUUUCCAAUGGAUAAAAAAGCUAAAUGUUUUUCAUUAUGAGCUUCUUGCCAUUCCAGUUUACUUAACUAAUCAUUGGAUAGAAGUUAUUAUAGAUAUAUUUCAUCAAGCCUUUCUUGUAUUUGACUCUCUUGGAAAGAAGCACCAACAUGUUGUUUUCGACUUGAAACUGUGGAUUACGGAUGUGUACCAUUUAGUCAAUGGAUCGAUUCUAGAUGUAACCGACUUGUCGUCGAUAUACCCAAUACCUCAAAAUGACCCGCAACAAACCGAUCCAUUUAAUCGUGGAAUAUGGACUUGUGUGAACAUGCUUUCAGCAGCUGUGGACAAUCCUCGUGUAGCCAACAACAUCAAUCCCAAUGACAUGAGGACGUGGCUAUUGCAUCGAAUUGUUCUGACAGGGGCCGUUGAAAGGAGAGAACAGAAAGAUGAACUACUUGAAAACGACCAUGAUGAGGAUACACAUUCUAGUGACUGCACUAUAGAGACAGACACAACAAUUCAUCAAAAAUCAGAUACGAAAAGUCAACGUUAUUCACCAGACGAACACCUUACAGCUAAUGACUCUAGAACGGUAUCGUUCAAGCCAGGAAAAGUACCCUUUUCUAUUGAAGGCACAACAGAUCCUGACAGAUCAAGCAGCUAUUCUCCGAAGAAAGUCCAAAAUAGGAAACUGAUAAAGCGUGAUUAUGAUAUUAGAUCGUCUGCAAAACGGAAAAGAGAACAGAAAAUAAGCAAUUCGAGUGAUGAAUCAGAUAUUAGUGAAGCAACUGAAGUUAUCGAAUGUACUGUUGAUGAAAUAGACGGGACAUUGCAAUACCUGGAACAGAACGGGUAUAUUAGAGCAUUGCUGAAAGCGUGUCCUGUCCGGAGCUCCCGAAAAUCUGGAAGAUGGCUCAGUUUGCACGACAUGAGAAAAGGAAUCCAAGAAGCAGAACACUUCCUGGUAGGAGCCAAGUUCUCAAAGGCUAUUCAAAAUAAAGUCAAAAAAUUUCUGAAAACUUGGUAUUUCCAAAACGAAGUGCAGCCGUGCAAGAGCCAUGAAAUCGAUGACUUUAUGCAGUGGAUGGGAGAAACAGGGGACUGGAGAUACGAGAACAAAUCCAUGCACGCUAUUUACCACAUACUGACUUAUCAUCAUCGCCGUAGAUGGGUUACUGACGAAUUUCAUAAAAAAUUGAAAUGAACAAAAAAUAAGUAUUUUAUGCUUAGACGGUUUCAGAUAAGUGGAACGUGCUGUUGUAAAAGUUUUAAAUUAAUUUCAGUUUUAUCUCUAGAUAAGAAAGAAUAGCAAAUAUAUUUACAUCAAUUCAUAUUUCUCUUCAAAAUAAUGCUUUGGAUGUGCGUUUCUGAACUUACAUUUACAUCGAUCUAAAGUCGACCAUAGGCUAACUAU
Corticium candelabrum is the source of this 3009-nucleotide messenger RNA. RefSeq lists its product as uncharacterized. Gene Ontology annotation, biological process: proteolysis. The record is from RefSeq and is a predicted model, not a curated record. Bases 1 to 2799 code for a protein of 932 amino acids. The transcript is spliced from 24 exons. Gene Ontology annotation, molecular function: cysteine-type peptidase activity. Lineage: Eukaryota; Metazoa; Porifera; Homoscleromorpha; Homosclerophorida; Plakinidae.